AUGAUUUUCUUCUCUCUCCUCUUUAUUAUUGCAGCUGAUGGAUGCACUGAUUGGUCUGUUGAUAUCAAGAAAUACCAAGUUUUGGUGGGAGAGCCUGUUAGAAUCAAGUGUGCACUCUUUUAUGGUUAUAUCAGAACAAACUACUCCCUUGCCCAAAGCGCUGGACUCAGCUUAAUGUGGUAUAAAAGCUCUGGUCCUGGAGAUUUUGAAGAGCCCAUUGCCUUUGAUGGAAGUAGAAUGAGCAAAGAAGAAGACUCCAUUUGGUUCAGACCAACAUUACUACAGGACAGUGGGCUUUAUGCCUGUGUCAUCAGGAACUCCACAUACUGUAUGAAAGUAUCCAUCUCACUGACAGUAGGAGAAAAUGACACUGGACUCUGCUACAAUUCCAAGAUGAAGUACUUUGAAAAAGCUGAACUUAGCAAAAGCAAGGAAAUUGCAUGCCGAGACAUAGAGGACUUUUUAUUACCAACCAGGGAACCUGAAAUCCUUUGGUACAAGGAAUGUAGAACAAAAGCAUGGAGACCAAGUAUUGUCUUCAAAAGAGAUACCUUACUCAUAAGAGAAGUCAAAGAAGAUGACAUUGGAAACUACACCUGUGAACUAAAAUAUGGCGGCUUUGUUGUGAGAAGAACCACUGAGUUAACUGUUACAGCUCCUCUGACUGAUAAGCCACCUAAGCUUCUGUACCCUGUGGAAAGUAAACUGACAAUUCAGGAGACUCAACUAGGUGACUCUGCCAACCUCACCUGCAGAGCUUUCUUUGGGUACAGUGGAGACGUCAGUCCUUUAAUUUACUGGAUGAAAGGAGAGAAGUUUAUUGAAGAUCUGGAUGAAAAUAGAGUUUGGGAAAGUGACAUUAGAAUUCUUAAGGAACAUCUUGGAGAACAGGAAGUUUCUAUCUCAUUAAUUGUUGACUCUGUGGAAGAAGGUGACCUGGGGAAUUAUUCCUGUUAUGUUGAAAAUGGAAAUGGACGUCGGCAUGCCAGUGUUCUCCUUCAUAAACGAGAGUUAAUGUACACCGUUGAACUUGCUGGAGGGCUUGGUGCUAUUCUCUUGCUGCUUGUUUGUUUGGUGACCAUCUAUAAAUGUUACAAGAUAGAAAUCAUGCUGUUCUACAGGAAUCAUUUUGGAGCUGAGGAGCUGGAUGGAGACAACAAAGAUUAUGAUGCCUAUCUGUCAUAUACCAAAGUGGACCCUGACCAGUGGAACCAAGAGACUGGGGAAGAAGAACGUUUUGCCCUUGAAAUCCUACCUGAUAUGCUUGAAAAGCAUUAUGGUUAUAAGUUGUUCAUACCAGAUAGAGAUUUGAUCCCAACUGGAACAUACAUUGAAGAUGUGGCAAGAUGUGUAGAUCAAAGUAAGCGGCUGAUCAUUGUCAUGACCCCAAAUUAUGUAGUUCGAAGGGGCUGGAGCAUCUUUGAGCUGGAAACCAGACUACGAAACAUGCUUGUUACUGGAGAAAUCAAGGUGAUACUGAUCGAAUGCAGCGAACUCCGAGGAAUUAUGAACUACCAGGAGGUGGAGGCCCUCAAGCACACCAUCAAGCUCCUCACGGUUAUUAAAUGGCAUGGACCAAAAUGCAACAAGUUGAACUCGAAGUUCUGGAAACGUUUACAGUACGAAAUGCCUUUUAAGAGAAUAGAGCCCAUUACACACGAGCAGGCUUUAGAUGUCAGCGAGCAGGGGCCUUUCGGGGAGCUGCAGACUGUCUCGGCCAUUUCAAUGGCUGCCGCCACCUCCACAGCUCUAGCCACUGCCCAUCCAGAUCUUCGUUCUACCUUUCACAACACCUACCAUUCACAAAUGCGUCAGAAACACUACUAUCGAAGCUAUGAGUACGAUGUACCUCCCACGGGCACCCUGCCACUUACCUCCAUAGGAAAUCAGCAUACCUACUGUAACAUCCCUAUGACACUCAUCAAUGGGCAGCGGCCACAGACAAAGUCAAGCAGGGAGCCGAAUCCAGAUGAGGCCCACACAAACAGUGCCAUCCUGCCAUUGUUGCCGAGGGAGACCAGUAUAUCCAGUGUGAUUUGGUGACAGAAAAGCAAAGGACAUCCCGUCCCUGGGCGUUUGAAAGGAAUCUGCAGUCCAGUGCCUGGAACUAAAUCCUCGACUGCUGCUGUUAAACAAACAAACAAACAAACAAACAUGCAUUACAAUCUCUAGAACACGAGGAAAAACAGGGUCUUGUACAUAUAUUUUUUGGAAUUUCUUUGUAGCAUCAGUAUUUUCCUGUUUUACCAUGUCUCUUACCAUUACAUUUUUUUACUUUGUUUUAUAUGUCAUUGGAUUUGUAAAUUUACAUUUUUUUUAAAGAGACUGAUGUGUAGAUAGAAAACCCUUUUUUUUUUGCUUCAUUAAUUUAGUUUUAGAAUGGGUUUUUAAUGUUCUUUUUAAAUUUUGUUUUGCUUUUAACAUUUCCUUGGGGUGCUUGGACAAAUCUAUCUGAUGGGACAAGGAGCACCGGAUCCUCUCUCGGGUUCUUCCUAGGACCAGCUGGGCCACAACGGCCUUCAGAGAGCAGUGCACCUGAGCGCCAGCAUUGCACUGCAGUUUGGGAACAAAAAAGAGAGAGAAAGAGAGAAGAACAUUUGCUCAUAGGAGGGCCCUGCCAGUCAGAGCCCUGAAAUCUCUUCCUUGUCCCCACCUCAUUUACCACCUCUACCCUUCUCGUGGCAGCAUGGUAUGUAGAACUCUGCAGAGGGUAGGGGUAGGCCUAACUGUCUCAACAUUUAAUUCACUUCGCUUCAGAACACACU
Chionomys nivalis (European snow vole) is the source of this 2765-nucleotide messenger RNA. RefSeq names its product interleukin 1 receptor accessory protein like 1 (gene Il1rapl1). The coding region runs from base 1 to 2043 and encodes 680 amino acids. Gene Ontology annotation, biological process: negative regulation of exocytosis; signal transduction. The record is from RefSeq and is a predicted model, not a curated record. The transcript has 9 exons. Lineage: Eukaryota; Metazoa; Chordata; Mammalia; Rodentia; Cricetidae.